Cyclopterus lumpus (lumpfish) is the source of this 2115-nucleotide messenger RNA. RefSeq names its product glycolipid transfer protein a (gene gltpa). Gene Ontology annotation, cellular component: cytoplasm; cytosol; membrane. Gene Ontology annotation, biological process: ceramide transport; intermembrane lipid transfer. Gene Ontology annotation, molecular function: ceramide 1-phosphate binding; ceramide 1-phosphate transfer activity. The record is from RefSeq and is a predicted model, not a curated record. Bases 183 to 812 code for a protein of 209 amino acids. The transcript is spliced from 5 exons. Lineage: Eukaryota; Metazoa; Chordata; Actinopteri; Perciformes; Cyclopteridae.
CUACCAGGACCAUCACACGAGCCGCCGGUUUGAUAGGAGCUACUUACUGGGUCCAAUGUCGGUGACUGUGCGUGCGUGUGCGUGCGCACACGGGUUUCUUCUGGUGUCACUGUAAAUCCGGAGUGGAGGGUUGAGAGCCCGUUGCAAUCUUUUCCUCUUCAGAGAGUCUGUCCGGACUAAAGAUGGCUCUGCUAAUGGAGCACCAGUUCAGGCAGAUGCCAGCAGACGGACAGGUGGAAACGAGACCGUUUCUGGAGGCGGUGUCAUACCUUCCUCCCUUCUUUGACUGCCUUGGAUCUACUAUUUUUGCCCCAAUAAAGGCAGACCUAUCUGGUAACAUCACAAAAAUCAAGGCGAUUUACGAUACCAACCCUGGACGGUUCAAGACACUCCAGCAUAUUUUGGAGGCAGAGAAAGAAAUACAUAAAGCAGAAUGGCCCAAAACUGGAGCAACGUUGGCGCUUAUGUGGCUUAAAAGGGGUCUACGGUUUAUUCAAGUCUUCCUGCAGAGCCUGCUGGAAGGUGAAAAAGACGAUAGCAACCCAAACCUCAUUCGAGUCAAUGUCACCAAAGCCUAUGAAAUAGCCCUUAAAAGGUAUCAUGGCUGGUUUGUGCAACAUCUCUUCAAGGCAGCUCUUUUUGCCGCUCCAUAUAAGACAGAUUUCCUGAAGGCCCUCUCCAAGGGUCGGGAUGUCAAGGAAGAGGAAUGCUUGGAAAAAAUCAGAAAAUUCCUCAUCAACUUUUCUGCCACCGUUGAUGCUAUCUAUGAGAUGUACAGUAAGCUGAAUGCUGAUCUUGAUUACACAGUGUGACACUCCGCUUUACUCCAGUGGUCCGCUUAGUUUACAAAGCAAUUUACAUUCUGCUGUCUGCAAUCUACAUCUUGAAAUGGCUCCCUUCCGGUCAUCGGACAGCUCGCUGUGUGCGUGUAUUAACAAUACUCUGUAGUUACACGUCAAAUAUGUCCACACUUUUAAUCAUCUGUGUGCCUGUUCUGGCUUUCUCGCGAGGCCUUCUUUUCCUCACUCUUGGUCGCAGCUGAAGAUUUAAACUCAGUAUUUCUUUGUUUGCCAGAUAUUUAUGUUCGCGAUCAUAAAACAAUUAUAGCAAGAAUAAAAGUGCAACUCAACAAAUGUUUUUGAAAGCUUCAAGUAAGGGAGAGGGGUGUCUGAUGUUAACAGAUUUGAUGAGCCAGAUCACGAUCAACACUGACUAUAAAACAAAAAUGUAAUCUCUGUUGUUUUACAGCGGAUUUUAAAUUAUAAAUGUUGGGGUUCUUUAGUCAAACACAAGAUAAGGGCUGCAUUUAAUUUGUAAUCAUACAAAAAAAGGACAAAUGACAAAACAAAAAUUAAAAAUGUGGUAUGACUUCUAGUUUGACAACAUUUAAUGCACAUAAUUCACAUGAUUUACAAGCAAGUGUUUUCAUCAUACACAACGAAUACUGUGUAGUUGUCCCUGUUUUUUGGGUAAUGAUUUAUAGUUUUUAGUUUUUAAUUAACAAUUUUACUUCUAAGUUAUUACAUACUCCUGAGUUAUUAAUUUAGUUGUACAAAACAUACAAAACACACGAAUAGAAUGUUUUUCGGCGUAGUUUUUAAAAAGCUCAAAAAGUACAAGAUUCUGUACUGUAAACAGCUUUUUAUAGUGCACACCGGUUUGUGCCUUAAGCUGGAACUAUGAAGCAUUUAAAUACAAAGGUCAGCUUUUCUGCCUUUUAGUAAUUUAUAUUUUUAUACAUGUCACUUUUUGUAAACCAGGCAGGUUAAUUAAAAGUAAAAUGUGAAUUAUGACUAAAAGUGUGGUCUCUUUUUAUACUUCCAUGGACUCAAACAGGUAUCUUAACUAUUCUUCCAAAGCACUGCUUCAUCAGCACUAAGUGCCUUCUGUCCACUCUGCUCUCAGGUGCUUAUGUAAAAGUGAAUUUACUUUAAAUCUCUUUGUCAAGGGAAUAUAAAGUGUUACAAUAACGUUUUGGAGUCAACAUGGUUGUUGGGAUACUUUGACAGCAUAUCAACCUUUAAAUAAAUGUUGGUGGACUUGGGUCAGUUGGUACUGUUUUGAGUUCAUAUGCUGAAAUGCUCGUCUGAUGUUUCUUUUGGGGCUGAAAUUAUG